Molecule: messenger RNA, 2166 nt
Organism: Aptenodytes forsteri (emperor penguin)
Lineage: Eukaryota; Metazoa; Chordata; Aves; Sphenisciformes; Spheniscidae
Gene: DNAAF1
Product: dynein axonemal assembly factor 1
Exons: 13
Coding region: 1-2166 (721 amino acids)
Biological process (GO): cilium assembly
Cellular component (GO): axoneme
Molecular function (GO): protein binding; dynein complex binding
Source: RefSeq, a predicted model, not a curated record
AUGCAAUCACAAAAGGGAGACUCGGACAAAGGCCUUGGAGGGGAGGUUACUGCGCAAGAGGUGUCAGGAGAGUCUGUGAACGACACCAGAAACGAAGCUACCCGAACAGAAAAUGAAGGCAAUUCUGUCAACACAGUGUCUGGAAUACAAGUGCAACUAGAAGGUGCAGAGCAGGAAUCUGAAGAGAAGAGCGUUGAAAAUGCAAUUAAUCAAAGGCAGUCUAAAGACAGCUUGAAUGAGUAUAGCACUGGAGACACCUUCCAAAGAGUGCAAAAGGAUGUUAAAACUCAAGAGAAAGCCAUCAACUGUAUGUCCAGAGCAGAUCAACAGAAUGAACAAAAAUCAGAUGGUGAUCACAAAUCAGUAACCAGCUCAUUCAGUCAAAGGACAGAAGAAAAGAGGGGCUGUGUAAGAAUGACAAAAAAGAUUCUGCAAGACAUCUGUAAACAGCAGAAAUUAUACUUGACCCCAUACUUAAAUGAUACGCUUUACUUGCAUUACAAAGGAUUUGACCGCCUGGAGAACCUUGAAGAGUAUACUGGAUUGAAGUGUUUAUGGCUGGAAUGCAAUGGCUUAACAAAAAUCGAGAAUUUGGAGGCUCUGACAGAGUUGCGUUGCCUCUACUUGCAACUCAAUUUAAUUAACAAAAUUGAAAACCUUGAACCCUUGCAAAAGCUGGAUUCCCUCAAUAUCAGUAACAACUACGUUAAGACCAUUGAGAAUCUCUCUUGUCUGAAAGUCCUGCAGACUCUGCAGAUUGCUCACAAUAAGUUACAAACAGUGGAAGACAUACAGCACUUGCAAGAAUGCCCAAGUAUUUCUGUUCUCGAUCUUUCCCACAACAAUCUAAGUGAUCCAAGCAUUGUAACUAUUCUGGAGACCAUGCCUAAUUUGCAUGGGCUGAAUUUGAUGGGAAACCAAGUGAUAAAGAAAAUUGCUAAUUAUAGAAAAACACUUAUUGUUCGACUAAAACUACUAACAUUUCUGGAUGACAGACCAGUUUUCCCAAAGGAUAGAGCCUGUGCAGAAGCCUGGGCUGUUGGAGGGCUUGAAGCUGAGAAAGCAGAAAGGGAAAAAUGGGAAACCAGAGAGAGAAAAAAAAUCCAAGAUAGCAUUGAUGCUUUAGCAGCAAUCCGGCAAAAAGCAGAGGAAAAGAAAAGACAAAAGUAUACGGAAGAAAGAGAUACAAGUGCAAAAUGUGGAAAUGGAGAUGCAACAGACAUCCUAGAAGGAGCACCUGCAAAUUCAGAUGACAGUGAUGGAACUUCUAAUACAUCAGAGACUUCAAAUAUAUCAGAAGAGGAAGAAACUCAAGAGAAGACUAAGAAAUUUAGAAAUGAAUGUUUUGAUGCUUGUGAUGAAAUGAUAACACUUCUACCAAAUAGGGGAGGUAACACAGAUUUCACAUCUGGAAAUAUCCCUGCUAGAAUUCAAGAGGAUGCACAAGAAUCAAACUCUUGCAAACGCUCAAACUUCAACAAGCAGACAGACGAUCUGCCAAGAGAGAAGGCAGCUACUGAAAAGGCCGUGCUUCCUGAACUGGAUGAACAUGCUGAAAUUGAACAGGUCAAGUUGGAGACAGCAGAGAAACUUUAUCUUGAUGAACUGCCUGAUUUAGAAGAUAUAGAUGUAAAUGAAUUUCCCCCAGAAGAGGAAAUCUUUGGUCAAAAGGAAUAUCACCCAAAGAUUGAAAUAAUUUCUGAAAUGACAAACGACAGCGAUUCUGCAGUAGAGGAAAACAAUAAAAGCAUGUUUGAGAAUUCAGUAGGAGAAGAAGUUCCAACAGCAAUUUUUUCAAAUGUGUGUAAGAUACAUAGAGAGCAUGAAAAGGACCACUUAAGACCCCUUGUUGAAAGCUUCUUUACAGAGCCUGCUAAUUCCGAAAGAUACCUGGAGAUCAAAGAUAAACAGGCAACCCCCUCGAAACCCUUGAUACAAGAGGUUAUCACUGAGCCCAAGGAUAAUCUACUGUUGUCACUAGUCUGCAGUCGACCAGAUGACCCAAGCCCAUGGGAAGAGGAUGGUAAGAUUACAUUUCAUCUGCCUUUUGCCUUCACGCUUUUAACAGGGAACGUCAGUGACGGAGAAGUACAGUGCCUGGCUGAGGGUGAAGGAUGUCCUCACGAAGCACAAGAUGACAAGGACAGUGAGAGUGGAUUAGAUUAA